Molecule: messenger RNA, 2561 nt
Organism: Daphnia pulicaria
Lineage: Eukaryota; Metazoa; Arthropoda; Branchiopoda; Diplostraca; Daphniidae
Gene: Ssrp
Product: FACT complex subunit Ssrp1-like
Exons: 12
Coding region: 149-2464 (771 amino acids)
Cellular component (GO): FACT complex; nucleus
Molecular function (GO): DNA binding; nucleosome binding; histone binding
Source: RefSeq, a predicted model, not a curated record
CCUUAUACUCCUCCGCUCGGCGCGAAGUAAAAUAACCGACUGCUGGUGUUUUACAUUGUUACGAUUAUUCUCUUGCUUUGCUUUCCAGCUCGUCUAGUUGGAUUUUUAUUCAUUUCGCCGAUCGGGAUUAAAAUUUUUUCGUUGUGUGAUGGAUUUUUUAGAGUUCUCUGAUGUUUCAGCUGAAAUUAAAGGCUCAAUGACUCCAGGCCGUCUAAAACUAACGGAUCAGAGUAUCGUGUUCAAGAAUUCCAAAACGGGUAAAGUUGAACAGAUUAGUUCUUCUGACAUUGAAUUGGUUAACUGGCAGCGACUAGCUGGUGCUUGGGGCCUACGUGUAUUUCUCAGAACUGGAGCACUUCAUCGCUAUGGUGGAUUUAAAGAUUCAGAUCAAGACAAGCUGGCAAAGUUUUUUACUCAAACCUACAAAAAAGACAUGCUGGAGAAAGAGCUGAGUGUCAAAGGAUGGAAUUGGGGCCGUGCUGAGUUCAGUGGUUCAACUAUGUCUUUUGAAGUUGGAAACCAUACUGCCUUUGAGAUUCCUCUAAGCAAUGUGUCCCAAUGCACAACAGGGAAAAAUGAAGUCACCUUAGAAUUCCAUCAGAAUGAUGAUGCAUCAGUCAGUCUCAUGGAGAUGCGUCUCUUCAUUCAGUCCAAUGAUCAAGGUGGAGAUGAUGCUGUUGAAGCAUUCCAGAAGCAGGUGAUGCCUAAAGCAAGUGUCAUCAGUGCUACUGGUGAUGCAAUUGCCAUCUUCAGAGAAGUUCAGUGCCUCACACCAAGAGGUCGCUAUGACAUCAAAGUUUUCCAAUCAUUCUUUCAACUUCAUGGUAAGACAUUUGACUACAAGAUUCCAGCCUCUACUGUACUUCGCCUGUUUUUACUUCCGCAUAAAGAUGGUCGGCAAAUUUUCUUUGUUGUAAGCCUUGAUCCACCUAUUAAGCAAGGUCAGACGCGUUACCACUUUUUGGUCCUUCUCUUUAACAAAGAUGAGGAGACAUCUUUUGAAAUACCGUUAUCAGAGGAGGAAUUGAAAGAAAAGUUUGAAGGCCGACUUUCUCGUGAUUGUAAUGGUCCAACUUAUGAAGUUAUGAGUACCGUCAUGAAGGCCAUGGUUAACCGAAAGGUUACUAUACCUGGAAAUUUUACUGGCCAUUCUGGAACCCCCGCUGUUGGAUGUUCCUACAAAGCAGCAGCCGGAUACUUGUAUCCGCUAGAACGUGGUUUUAUUUACGUUCAUAAACCUCCUAUUCACAUUCGAUUCGAAGAAAUUGCAAGUGUUAACUUUGCUCGUGGCGGAGGAAGUACCCGUUCUUUUGACUUCGAAGUUGAGACCAAAAAUGGGGUUGUUCACACCUUCAGUAGCAUUGAAAAGGAGGAAUAUAACCGCUUGUACGAUUUCGUAAACAACAAGAAGCUCCGCGUCAAAAAUACUGGCCGAUCCGACAAGUCAGCUCAUGGGGAUGAUUUUGGCAAUUCGGACGAAGAGGAAGCGCCCGACGCAUAUUUGGCUCGUGUCAAGGCUGAAGGCAAACAGCGUGACGCAAUUGUUGCAGGUGACGAUUCGGGUGGAGAUUCUGAUGAAAAUGACGAAGACUUCAAACCUGGUGAGGAAAGUGACGUAGCAGAAGAAUACGACUCCAAUGUGGCUACGACCGACUCGGAAGCAUCCGACGCAUCAGGUGGAGCCAAGGCUAGUAGUGCUGUCAAGACUAGUAGUGCUGUCAAGGCUAGUAGUGCUGCCAAGGCUGGCAGUGGUUCUGGCAGUGAUUCCGAUUCCUCGUCUAAAAAGAAGAAAAAGAAGGACAAAAAAGAGGAGAAGGAAAAAAAGGAAAAGGAACCCAAGAAAUCCAGUAGCUCGAAAUCGGCGGCACCUAAAACUCCCAGAUCGCACAAAUCCAAGAAAGAUAAGGAUGCAAACAGGCCCAAACGACCACAGUCGUCGUACAUGCUGUGGUUGAACGACUCACGGGAACAGAUUAAAAAAGAUAACCCCGGCAUCAGUGUCACAGAUCUGAUGAAAAAAGGUGGCGAAAUGUGGCAGAAGGUUGAAGAUCGAUCUAUAUGGGAAGCUAAAGCUAAAGUUGCUAAAGAGGCCUAUGAUAAGGCUAUGAAAGAAUAUACUGCGUCUGGAGGAGGAUCGGCAGUUGCUAGCAGUUCUUCAAAAAGCAAGGACAAAGAGGAGAAAGCCGCCAAGUCGUCCAAGUCCUCUAGCAAGUCGUCCACUAAAACGCCAACCAAAACGCCAACCAAAGCUGCUAAAACAACUCCAGUUAAAUCUCCUGGCGACUUCAAAAGUAAGGAAUACAUCAGCACCGACGAAGAAUCCUCCUCAGCGUCUGAAGGCGCCAAGAAGAAGUCCAAGGGCUCCAGCAAGAAGACUGACAAGAAAAAAGUUGAAAAAGAAGAAAGCGAGGACGAAGAAAUGGAAAGUGAACCAGAGUCCAGCGAUGUGGCUGACAGCGAUUGAAGUGGGUAUCACAUUAUACUGUCAUGAAAACGUUAUUAUAAAGGCGUCCGUUGUAGCUGCGUUCUCCGUUAUAAUACAAUGUAAUUUCGUUUCUUUA